AGAAAGAUAGAGAGAGGGGCAAAAGCUGAAUUGCCUUUGAUACUGGCGCAAUUCGUCUCUCUUUUGUCAGCACAUGCAUUCCACUUUCCACUACAAAUUCUACUUAGCACCCCAAAAUUUUACCUCACCUACAAGAAAGGCAUUAGCCAUUAUCCCUUCCCCUUCCCCUUCCCCUUCCUUAUAUUUCUCAACUUCUUCUCAUCUUAAUACAAUCCACAAACCCUAUACAAUUAGAUAAAAUGAGAGCAGGCGGUUGCACAGUACAACAAGCUCUAACAGCAGAAGCCGCAACUGUAGUUAAACAAGCCGUAACCCUAGCAAGGAGGCGUGGCCAUGCUCAAGUCACUCCUCUCCACGUAGCUAACACUAUGCUUGCUUCUUCUACUGGUUUAUUGAGAACAGCUUGUCUUCAAUCUCACUCUCACCCUCUUCAAUGUAAAGCUUUAGAACUUUGCUUUAAUGUUGCUCUUAAUCGCCUUCCGGCUUCUACAUCCACUCCCAUGUUAGCCACUCACUCUCAACAGUUCCCUUCAAUCUCUAAUGCCUUAGUUGCUGCUUUUAAGCGAGCUCAGGCUCAUCAGCGCCGUGGCUCCAUUGAAAACCAGCAACAACCUUUGUUAGCUGUUAAAAUAGAGCUUGAGCAACUUAUUAUAUCUAUUUUAGAUGAUCCCAGUGUUAGUCGAGUUAUGAGAGAAGCUGGUUUUUCUAGUACUCAAGUCAAAAGCAACGUUGAACAAGCUGUUUCUUUAGAAAUUUGUUCUCAAUCCAAUAAUUCUUCUUUAAGUAUUACCAAAUCCAAAGAAAGUAGCAACCUUUUAGCCCUUUCGCAGACUCCGAGCCCUUUGAAUAAUCAAUCGGGCUCGAAACCAAUCAUACCAUCUUUAGAUCCGAUCAGAAAUGAAGAUGUCAUGAGUGUUGUAGAAAAUUUAGUGAAGAAAAGGAAAAAAAAUUUUGUUAUUGUAGGGGAGUGUAUUAGCACUAUAGAAGGUGUUGUUAAAGGAGUUAUGGAUAAGAUUAUUAAAGGAGAUGUGCCUGAGUCUUUAAGGGAAGUGAAGUUUUUACCAUUUCCUAUAGCUUCUUUUGGUCAACUUUCGAGGGUUGAGGUUGACCAAAAGCUUGAAGAGCUUAAAAGUGUUGUUAGAAGCUAUAUGAACAAAGGGGUUAUCUUAAAUUUAGGAGAUCUUAAAUGGGUUGUUGAGUUUAGAGGUAGUUUUUUGUGUCCAAUAGAGCAUAUGAUUAUGGAGAUUGGGAAAUUGGGCAGUGGAAUUGGAGAAACUAAUGGGAAAUUUUGGAUAAUGGGAAUUGCAACCUUCCAAACAUACAUGAAAUGCAAUUCAACCUAUCCAUCACCUGAGACUGUUUGGAAUCUCCAUCCUCUUACAAUUCCUGCUGGCAGUUUACGGUUAAGUCUCAUCACCGACAGUGACAUACAAAGUCAGUCCACCAGCAAGAAAGCAGACCAAGAUGGGUCUAAUGGUUGCUGGAUUAUACUUGAAGGUGAAGAAGAAAAACAACUCUCCUGUUGUCCUGAUUGUACAGCCAAGUUUGAGACUGAGGCUCGAAGCUUACAAAUUAGUAGCACUAGUAAUAGUGAAUCUACUACAACUUCUACCCUUCCUGCAUGGCUUCAACAAUAUAAGAAUGAGAACAAAAGACUUGGCUCCACUGAUCAGGAUUGUGUUUCGAUCAAAGAUCUUUGCAAAAAGUGGAACUCACUUUGCAAUUCAAUUCACCAACCCUAUUCUUCAGAUAAAACCAUCACAUUUUCUUCUGUAUCGCCUUCUUCUUCUACUUCUGCGUUCUCAUACGAACAUCAAUACCCUAAUUUGCACCAAACCCAUCAUCAUGACUUUCCAAUCGUUAUGUCAUCCAAACAGUCAUAUCAAAGAGACCGCCAUUUCAACAUUUCUUCAGAACCCAGUUUGCGAAUUUACAUUCCGGAGCUUACGCCUAACUCCACCUGUUCGAGCGAUGUAAUGGAGGUGGAUAAUUAUCAACACAAGUUCAAGGAGUUAAAUGCAGACAACUUAAAUACCAUAUGUAAUGCAUUGGAGAAGAAGGUCCCAUGGCAGAAACACAUAAUUCGUGAAAUUGCGAGCACGAUAUUGCAAUGUAGGUCUGGCAUGGUAAAAAGAAAACGCGAAAGCCCUAAAGAAGAAACCUGGUUGUUUUUUCAAGGAGUUGAUAUGGAAGCUAAAGAGAUAAUAGCUAAAGAAUUAGCGAAAUUAGUGUUUGGAUCGCAAAAUAACUUCAUGUCCAUUGCUUUAAGCAGUUUUUCAUCGACAAGAACAGCAGACUCAACAGAAGAUUCAAGAAACAAAAGAUCAAGAGAUGAGCAAAGUUUUAGUUAUAUACAAAGAUUUGCUCAAGCACUGUCAAAAAACCCACAUCGCGUUUUCUUAAUAGAAGAUGUAGAGCAAGCUGAUUAUUGUUCGCAAAUGGGUUUCAAAAGAGCGAUUGAAAGAGGAAAGAUAAGCAAUGCUAAUGGUGAAGAAAUUGGUCUGAGUGAUGCUAUUAUUAUUUUGAGCUGUGAAAGCUUUAGUUCAAGAUCAAGAGCUUGUUCUCCUCCUAUUAAACAAAAAACAGAUAGAUCUCAAGGAGAAGAAGAAGAAGAAGAGAAAGGUUUCAGUGGUGUUAUCACAAUGGAAGAAACAAGCCCUUGCCUUUCAUUGGAUUUGAAUAUCUCCAUUGAUGAUGAUAGUAAUUAUGAGAAUGAGUCUAUCGAUGAUAUUGGUCUUGUUGAAUCUGUUGAUCGAAGAAUUAUUUUCAAGAUUCAUGAGUUAUAAUUAGGUGCUUUUCUUUUUGUUCUUUCUUUUUUUUUUUUUUUUUCCCCUUAACCUUUAAAUUUUCAUUUUUGUUGUUUAAUAACUAGAUUUUUAGAUUUUCAUAUAAUAUAUAUAUAUAGAGGAUUAAUUUCUAGGGCUAGAAAUGAAGGGGGGAAACAAGUUGCUUCUUUUAUGUAAAAUUAUGUUGUAUAUUAUCGUUCAUCAUCUUUCAUGUAAUACUUUUCUUUUUC
Messenger RNA from Jatropha curcas, 3016 nucleotides. RefSeq names its product Double Clp-N motif-containing P-loop nucleoside triphosphate hydrolases superfamily protein. The record is from RefSeq and is a predicted model, not a curated record. Lineage: Eukaryota; Viridiplantae; Streptophyta; Magnoliopsida; Malpighiales; Euphorbiaceae.